AUGAAUAUGUCAACUGCACAAAAUAAAAAGUGUAGUAAAUGUGACAAAAUUGUCUAUCCAACAGAAGAAAUCAAAUGUCUUGAUAAAUUUUGGCAUAAAGGAUGUUUAAAAUGUACAGUGUGUGGAACGACACUUAAUGUCAAAAAUGUCAAGGGUUAUGAUAAAAUGCCAUAUUGCAAUGGGCAUUAUCCACAACCAAAGCCAACUGUUGUUGUUGAUAAUCCAGAAAUGCAACGUAUUCGAUUACUUACAGAUAUUCAAAGCAAUGCGAAAUAUCAUGAAGAUUUUAAUAAAAGUAAAGGAAAAUUUACUGUUGUAACUGAUGAUCCAGCACUAAUACGAGCUAAAGAACAACAACGCAUGGUUAGUCAAGCAGAAUAUACAGGCAAACGAAAAGAUAGUACAUCACAAGUUCUUGCUCAAGACAAUAAUCAACAACCCAGUGGAAAUAAUACUAACAAUCGAGGUUUUAAAACAUCUGAAGCAGCAGUAGGUCGUGUGGCUGAUUAUGAUCCGAUCAAUGAUGAUCGUGGUUCAUUAGCAAGAGGUUAUGAACCAACAGCAAAAAUUAUGCAUUCUACUACAUAUGACAUAAAUCAAAAAAGUUCCGCUCAAUCAAAUACAAAAUUUAAUAAUAUUAACAGUAGUGGAAAUGAAAAUAAAAGUUCACAUAAUACAUAUGAAAAUGCACAACAAAUUUCAACAAAAAAUAUUCAUCAUGAUGAACAACAUUCACAUGGUGAUACUCAAUCUACACAGAUGAAAGUUCGUGCACUUUAUUCAUAUACUGCAGCUGAAUCGGAUGAAAUUAGUUUUGAUGAAGGUGAUAUUCUUGUUCAAUGUGAACAGGUUGAUGCUGGUUGGAUGUUAGGUCAAAAUCCUAAAACAGGUCAACAAGGUCUACUUCCAUCGAACUAUGUGGAAAUUAUUGAUUGA
Rotaria sordida is the source of this 936-nucleotide messenger RNA. The record is from the annotation of a GenBank genome assembly. NCBI's taxonomy places the organism in Eukaryota, Metazoa, Rotifera, Eurotatoria, Philodinida, Philodinidae.